Symbiodinium sp. CCMP2592 is the source of this 951-nucleotide messenger RNA. NCBI's taxonomy places the organism in Eukaryota, Dinophyceae, Suessiales, Symbiodiniaceae. The record is from the annotation of a GenBank genome assembly.
AUGGAUCUUGAAGAUUCGGUUGCCAUCGGCGAGAAGGAGGUUGCGCGAAAGAAUGUCAUCCAGGCUUUGAAGGACGCUUCUAUCCAAUGCAUAGAUCUUUUUCAGGAAGUCGACUUCGGCAACAAGACUGUUGCUGCCUGGGGCUUUAUGGAUCUUGAUCGGCAGCUUCUCGCUGAUGCAUGGUGGCAGAUGCUUGUGAGAAUCAACGGUUUGUACAGUCACCACAUGUACCGCGAUGUCGUGGACAUCAUCGAGCAGGCGGGCGAGCGAUGCGACAUGUUUGUCAUCCCCAUGGUCGGCAAUGGAAAGGACGUUUACAUGGCAGACUCCUUAGUCAGCCAGGUGGAGGAGUUCAUGGGCCGCAAAAAGAAAAUCGGAUUUGGGCUUAUCAUCGAAGCCACCCUGGGUAUGAUGAAUAUUCAUGAGAUCGCUGCAGCUUCUAAGCGGAACGAGUCCCUCCACUUUGGCGUGGCGGACUAUGCAGCAUCCACUAAGUCGCGAACCACAAACAUUGGCGGACCGAACAAGCUCUAUGGGGUGCUGACAGACAAGGACGGCGACAAGGCCCGGGACUUCUUUUGGGGGGACCCCUGGCACUACGCUAUGGCCAGGAUUGUGGUGGCAGCACGUGCCAACGGCCUUCGGCCCGUUGACGGGCCUUUCGGCGACAUCGCGGACCCCGACGGCUACAAGGCCCAGUGUGAACGUGGAGCUGCCCUGGGCAUGGAGGGAAAAUGGGCGAUUCACCCCAGCCAGGUGGCUUUGGCGAAUGAGGUUUUCAGCCCCGGGGAAGCUGAAGUGAAGCAAGCCAGACGUGUUCUGGAAGCGAUGGAGAAGGCCCAGAAGGAGGGUCUUGGCGCCGUUUCCUUGGACGGCAAGCUGGUGGACAUCGCCUCCAUUAAGCAGGCCGACGCAAUUGUGAAGAAGGCAGAGGCUAUCGAAGCUAUGUGA